AUGCAUGUCCGCAGACUAGAACUAGUAGCGCAAAAUUUGAGUUGUAGUGCCUGUUCAUUUCGAACAUUUCAACUCAAACGUUAUGUUACAUUAAAAAAUACCCGUUCAUUUUCAUGUCAUAUCUCUAAACGUCACAAAACAUAUGUAAAAUUUCAAGCGGUUGACAAUGUUGAGGAUCGCAAUAUGGAUGGUCGCAGAGAUGACUGUAUGAUAGUAAACAACGAGGAAUUUGUUUCAGGUGAUGAAAUAACAGCUGAUUUUGAUGGUCAAAAUGACAAUCAUUCAAAUUGCGAAGAGGAAAAAGAAAAAAGGUGUGAGCUGUUAUUGAUAAUGAAAAUUUUACAUUUUUUAUUAGCAUUACAGUCCUAA
Didymodactylos carnosus is the source of this 369-nucleotide messenger RNA. The record is from the annotation of a GenBank genome assembly. Lineage: Eukaryota; Metazoa; Rotifera; Eurotatoria; Philodinida; Philodinidae.